AUGAACGCCAGUCGACUUCAAAGUGAGCUGAAAAAGAAGGGGCCUUUCCAGUCGCCCGAGCAGGAGGCCAUCUUGAAUAUCCUGAGGACCAGCGACUUGUUUGAAAAUCGCCUCGGCCGCUUAUUCCGCGAAUAUGGGCUGACCUCGUCGCAGUACAACGUGCUGCGAAUUCUCCGCGGUGAAGGAAAGCCGCUCCCCUCGUUGGAAAUCGCCGACCGAAUGAUCCAAGUGGUCCCCGCCAUCACGGGCCUGAUCGACCGCUUGGAAAAGCAGAAGCUGGUGCGACGCGAACGAUGUGCGGAAGAUCGCCGGGUGGUUUACGUCGAAAUCACCGACAAGGCUUUAGAAACACUGAAGAAGCUGGACGCACCUUUAGAGGCCCUCCACAAGAGCCUCAUCGGGCAUCUUUCCCGCAAAGAUCUGAAGGAACUUAGUCGCCUGUUGGAGAAGGCGCGACUCGCCGAAUGA
Molecule: messenger RNA, 468 nt
Organism: Cladocopium goreaui
Lineage: Eukaryota; Dinophyceae; Suessiales; Symbiodiniaceae
Source: the annotation of a GenBank genome assembly